Molecule: messenger RNA, 378 nt
Organism: Sycon ciliatum
Lineage: Eukaryota; Metazoa; Porifera; Calcarea; Leucosolenida; Sycettidae
Exons: 1
Coding region: 1-378 (125 amino acids)
Source: RefSeq, a predicted model, not a curated record
AUGGUCAUUAGCCAUGGUCAUCAGCCAUGGUCAUCAGCCAUGGUCAUCAGCCAUGGUCAUCAGCCAUGGUCAUCAGCCAUGGUCAUUAGCCAUGGUCAUCAGCCAUGGUCAUCAGCCAUGGUCAUUAGCCAUGGUCAUCAGCCAUGGUCAUCAGCCAUGGUCAUCAGCCAUGGUCAUCAGCCAUGGUCAUCGGCCAUGGUCAUCGGCCAUGGUCAUCGGCCAUGGUCAUCGGCCAUGGUCAUCAGCCAUGGUCAUCAGCCAUGGUCAUCAGCCAUGGUCAUCGGCCAUGGUCAUCGGCCAUGGUCAUCGGCCAUGGUCAUCGGCCAUGGUCAUCGGCCAUGGUCAUCAGCGUCAGCUCGCUUGACAACUAUUGGUUAG